GUUGACAUUCUUUUUUUCUCGCGCGGGCCUCGCCGAGCCGCGCCACUCCAUGCGCUGCGUUCCAAAUCCACAGACUAUGAUAUGACCCGCAUUCGGACAGUCGUUGUUCAGCGUGUAGAUUUCUCUUCUCUUUAUUGAACUUACCCUGCUGUUUGAAUUUUAUUCGCAGUACCUGAUAUGAGUAGCUAGCAAUUCUUUUUUUCGAGGUACUUUUUUUUUUUCUACGACGCGCUUUUACGAUGCCUACACCUUGCGCGUUUCUGCAGAAGGGUUAGCGGCGGGUUGGGUCCCUUCUUCCGCGUUUCUUGCAGCGAACAGGUGAAUUGAGGCGUCAGUCGAGUGCGAUGUGCGACAAGGCCGAGCAGGACCCGGAAGCGACUGUACUGACCAGCAACCCGGCCUCAGAGACCGACGAGCGCCAGAACUCCUAUCCGGAGUCUGUGGACACCCUAGGCUCGUCACCAGUGGCGUCAGAGAGAACGAACAGUCCAAACACAGCGAGCAGUUGCAACAGCGCAAGUUCUUCCAAUCCAAGCGCAGUAAGCGAGAAACCGCAGUUUUACAUCGAGGUGGACGCCAGUUCUAUGGUCAACUUGAAAGCCGGAACCCAGUACACAUUGGUACCCUUGGAUUCGGAUCAGGCGACGGCGGCUGCCAUACCACCCUCUGGCUCCAUCGCUCAGACGCUUGCUUGGGGCCGUACACUAGACGGACGAUUGCCUGGUGAAGAGCCAACCGGAAACCCUAGAGUCGUCUCGAAGGAGGAGCUGACCAGUGACGCGUUCGGCCUGGACCAGGGCAUGAUGAGUUCUUUCGACGGGCCUACAGUGGCGGCUGGCAAGACCGAGGAGCCAGACACCACGCUCGACGCGGAGUUCGAGGGCUCCGAAGACAAGAUGACGUACACACCCCUCAUGACCGUCUCUCAACAACAGCAACAGCAGCAGCAGCAACAGCAACCACAGACGCAUGACGCAACCGCUGCAGCAGCUGCUGCCGCACAGAUGUGCUCGGUGAAGAAAACGGUAGUUAAGACGGUGGCAACGCGUUCUCCGUGUGUGCGUGCUUGCGCGCAGCAACACGUCACCAGCGGCUACGACGCUGCCGCGCUGCGCUACCGACACCCGACGUCGCCCGUGUACGUGGCACCACCGCAGCACACGCUCCAGCACCAGACGGCGACGCCCUUCCUGGUGCACCCUAGGGCCAGCUGGGCCCCUUUCACGGGCACCUCGACUCCACAGGUAUGGAAUAGGCGACGCCUAGUGCGCACCUGUACGAUCCAUGUGACACCACUGCAGGGAUGUCCUCUUUGCCCUCACCAAGUCACUUGCUGCUGGCGUACUGAUUGUGGAUACCCUGGAGGAGCCAACAUCAGCAGCCCGUGCGAGGCCCUACAGACUCGGGCUUACCUCCCCAUGACGUCGGCCGGUCACUCCGGCACGGCGGCCGGCGCGGCAGCCGGUCUCGCCGGCGGUGCCAGCAGCAGCAGUGCUACAGCGACGGCCGCCGACAGCGGCCUGCACGCCACACUGGGAGCGGACGAGGUGACCUCGGCCGGUGACUUCAGUCGUGGUGCGGCCGGAGAUGCCGCGGGCGGCGACAUCAUGGGUGGCGUGACCACUCGCGUGGCCAACAUGGGACAGAUCCAGCACAUGGUUGGCCCGCUGGACAACGUACCGUACUACAUGCCUUUCAACGGCCGCGAGAACCACAACGAGAAGGAGCGAAAAAGGAGGACUCGCAUCAAGAAUGCCUGCCAGACCCUACGGUCGCUUGUGCCCGGCUUGAGUGAGAAGACGGACAAGGCGACAGUGUUCGAAUUCACCGUGCAAUACCUGCUGCACCUGCGCAGGCACCUGGGAACCAAGCAUGACAAGUCAAUUUCCCAGGAGUUCAUGGAGAAGUACUCACCCUAUUAGGAAAGCCGAGGUUUCGCGCGUGAUACAAGGGCAAGCAGUCCAAGCUAUGAGCCAGAUGUACAGGAGGGUGAUGCGCAUCUCUAUACAUCCGUAACACCUUCAACGACUUGCUCACCCGGCGUGAAUGCGCAGAGAAGCUCCCGUGUUUGUGCCUUCGGACUGCAGGCUCAAGGUCAACGGUGGUUCGACUGUUACGCUGCUCAACUUGUGCAGAAGUUGUGACUUUUUUAAAGUUUUCUUUUAAGCCCUGUGCUAUUCCAUGUCCACAUUUUUUUUUUCUUGGAUAAAGCGUAAGGCGUGGUGAUCACAAGGCUCAGUGUUGUACCUACAGUAAAAAGUUUAUCCAUGUG
Messenger RNA from Dermacentor andersoni, 2272 nucleotides. RefSeq lists its product as uncharacterized. Gene Ontology annotation, molecular function: protein dimerization activity; RNA polymerase II cis-regulatory region sequence-specific DNA binding; DNA-binding transcription factor activity, RNA polymerase II-specific. Gene Ontology annotation, biological process: regulation of DNA-templated transcription; spermatogenesis. The record is from RefSeq and is a predicted model, not a curated record. Lineage: Eukaryota; Metazoa; Arthropoda; Arachnida; Ixodida; Ixodidae. Gene Ontology annotation, cellular component: nucleus.